This is a messenger RNA of Hylaeus volcanicus, 4598 nucleotides long. RefSeq names its product chaoptin-like. Gene Ontology annotation, molecular function: protein binding. The record is from RefSeq and is a predicted model, not a curated record. The coding region runs from base 206 to 3925 and encodes 1239 amino acids. The transcript has 10 exons. NCBI's taxonomy places the organism in Eukaryota, Metazoa, Arthropoda, Insecta, Hymenoptera, Colletidae.
CCUUCGCGCAUUCAGUAGCUCUCCCUCGAGUUCGCGUCCUGUUGUUUUUCCGUCGUUUUCCUUGUGUGUUAAUGUUUCAAAUGAAAUAUGAAUGCUCGUCGGGAGUCGAGAUCCGUUUUUAAAUGGCCAAUUGUCUAGUGGAGCCGGUUUGACCGCUGAUUCGAAAGGACGAUCGAAAAUACUGUAAAAAUCGGUUCAUAGAAAGAUGUUGUCGGACAAACUGAAAUUCGUUUGCAUCAAGAUCUUUUUUGUCUUUUGUACGUCGAGUCUGAUAGAGUGUUACAACGUACCAUGCACGUUCAACACGAUGUGCAUGUGCUGGGUUCGGGACGACCAGGAUUUCACGAAGAUGGACAUCAGCUGUAUGGGAACACCUUUUGCAAAAUUUCCAGAUGUCCCAGUGAGCUAUGUGGCACAACUAGACGUAGUUGGUUCAGGGUUGCAGACCCUAGACAACGACGCCUUGACAAGCUCGGUUGACGUCGAAGCUUUGGGAUUAAUGAGCAAUCGAUUGUCUAAUAUUGGAGAUAAGUGCUUUUCAGGUAUUGCGGACAAAUUGCGUUCAUUGGAUCUGAGUUACAAUGCCCUGGAGGACGUACCUUUCAAGGCCUUUCGUGACCUAAGGAAAUUAAAUUGGCUCAACAUGCACAGCAACCAUCUGACCUCGUUGGACGGUGACUGGGGACACGCGAAAGAGACUCUAUCGAACGCAUUUUUCGGAGACAAUUCGAUCAUCGACAUACCGAAAAGUUUCUCCACGUUCGAGUCUUUGGUCUGGUUGAACCUCGACAACAACAACAUCGAGGAACUCUCGGAGGACAGUUUACCUCCCAACAUGCACACGCUCAGCUUGAACAGCAAUCUCCUCAAGACCUUUCCGUCAUCGUUGAAAACAUUGAAGUAUCUCACGUGGUUAUACUUACGGGGCAACGACUUCAAGUAUCUCGAGCUACCGGAUUUCCAAAGCUCGAACCUGGAGUUCAUCGACGUCAGCGAGAAUUGCAUCGAAUGGAUUCGGGCGCCUAGCAUGACGAACCGCACUUUAAAGAUCAGAGAGUUCAACUUGGACAGCAACAAGUUGACCUCGUUGCCUGCUGGGAUUUUCGACCGACUCGACAUCAGGAGGAUCCAUUUGUCAUCGAAUUCGCUGAAGAACGUCGACGACGAUGCGUUUCGAGGAUUGGAAGACAGCUUGGAGUACUUGAAUCUGGAAAACAACGAUUUGCCGAACGUUCCCGGGGCCGUCAGUCGACUGAGAAAGUUAUCCUACUUGUAUCUUGCCAAUAACGAUAUAAGAAAUAUUUCUGGCGACGCGUUUCAAGAGUUUGCGGAGAACUUGCGUGCUCUUUCGCUGGCUACUAACAGCUUGGACGUGGUUCCUGUUACGGCUUUGCUACGGUGCCAGAGGCUGCUGCACUUGAAUCUUGGUUACAAUAAGAUCUCUCACGUUCAAUCUGGAGAUUUCGAGUGGGCAGAGGACCUCGAAAUUCUGCUGCUUAGGAACAAUGUGUUAACGAAAUUGAAUGGGGAAACAUUCAAAGGAGCAGGCAGACUAAAGGAGCUCAGUUUGUCCUUCAACCACUUAACAGAGCUCGACGACGACUGUUUCGUCGGCAUCGAGGAGAGCCUCAACAUCCUGGAGCUGAGCUUCGCGUUCGCCACUGACGUAUUUCCUCAAAGGGCCCUCAGACCUCUGUCGAAUCUCCUCUGGCUAGUUCUGGACAAUAAUAAUUUUCAAACGAUAGAAGCCACCGCGUUUUACUCUUUCCAACAAUUGCGAUACAUCAACCUGGAGUCGAAUCGACUUCAUUAUCUACCGGAACGUAUAUUUUUAGCGAGCGUCCAUCCCGAACUGAGGGACGUUAAGCUCGGUUACAAUUUCUUGGAGGCCAUUCCAGACUUCAGCUUCCACAAUUUGACCGAAUUGAAGUCCUUAGAUCUAACCGGAAAUCGAAUAAAACUUCUCAGCCCCGAAUCCAUCGUGGAUUGCCCAAGAUUGGUGACGUUAUCGCUGGCUUACAACAGAAUCUUCAAAAUGGAGAAGAACGCCUUCUAUGGACUUCCUAAUCUGCGUUUCCUGCACCUGGAGUUCAACAAAUUGACCACUUUGGACUUGGACGCAAUCGCAGAGAUAGGUGGACCGGAUUUCGCCCUCAACGUUUCUUAUAACGCGAUUUCAGUCGUCAAUGCUGGAAGCUCGAUGAACAAUUUAACGAGGCUGGAUUUGAGCUUCAACAACAUCAGCCAACUGCCUGCUGAUACAUUUUACAAUGCACCGGACCUCAGAAGUUUGGACCUGAGAAACAACUUUAUCGUCGUCCUAGAACCAGGUACCUUCGGCUUGAGUCGCUUGGAGACGUUGAAUCUGCAGAACAACAAGAUAGAGAGCCUGAGGAAGCAGUCUUUCCAUGGCUUAGGUUUGCUGCAGCUGUUGGACUUAAGCGAGAAUCAGCUGACUCAACUGUCUACCGAGCAGUUUCGAAACCUGAAGAACCUGCGGAUUUUAAAUCUCUCUGGCAAUAAAAUCAGAUCCUUGCCUAAGGACGUGUUCGAGGGGACGAAACUGGAGAUACUUGAUCUGAGUCGCAACAAGUUCACCGUGGUCCCUUCGCCCUCGUUCUUCGAAGUCGGUUACACGUUGAGGGAUCUAGAUCUGGCAGACAAUUUCGUGGAUCACCUCGACUCCACCGCGUUCCCCACUUCCCAAUUGGUCUCCUUGAAUCUGGCACACAACAGACUGACGAUCCUGCCAGACAAUUCGUUCGUGUCACUGGGGAAGCUUCUCAGACUGAACGUGUCCCAGAACGUUCUUCAAGCAAAUUUCAAGGAGCUCUUCCACUACCUGCCUGGCCUGAGGCAGCUCUUUCUCAUCAAUUGCGGCCUCAAAGACAUACCUCUUCUACCUCUGACGAAUUUGAACGUCCUGGACUUGUCUUUUAACUACAUAGACUCGACGUCUGAUAAGCAGUUUCAGUUCCUGAAAGAUCUAAAGGUUCUUCUGUUGGUGAACAACUCGCUGACCUCUAUGCCGAAUGUCAAGUUGAAUCUUUUGAGGGAGCUGGACGUUUCUGGGAAUCCGAUAGAGGAACUAACAAAGGAGAGUUUCAUGGGUUACCCGAGGUUGGAGGACCUGAAGCUAAGGAAUUUGAAUAAAACGAGGUCGGUUGACAAAGACUGCCUCCGCGUCUUGAAAUACCUGAAGCAUCUUCGAAUUCAAACGUGGCCCGAAGCGGAUGGCUUUCAUCUUCGACACCUGCUGACUGGUUUACCCUUGAGAACCGUGGAAAUACAAGUUACAGAGCAUUUGCUGAAGCACCAGAUACAGAACGCCUUUACGAAGCAGCUCAGGGAGCUGACGAUUUCCGGUAAUGAUCUAGAAGUGAUUUCUUCGGAAGCGUUCUCCACCAUCGAAGGCGGUGAACUGAUCCUGCGGAUCAAGGACACGCGAGUUCGCAGAUUACAGUCGGAUAUUUUCCUUUCCUUAACGAAGACACUGUCUCAGCUCACUCUGGACCUGAGAAAUAAUCAUAUAAACGAGCUGAGCCCUUCGAUUAUCUACGGGAAUCUCUCGUGGGAAAGUGUUGGGACCAACAUGGUUGCUGGAGGGUUGCAAGUAUCAGGGAACCCCCUCGAAUGCGAUUGUGAAAUCGCCUGGCUCAGUCUGUGGCUAAGAAGAUGGCUUCGCGAGUCGCGACAGAUUCACACAGCUUCCCAGUCGGAUGCCAGGCAAUUGAGAAUGAUCGCUGGAAGAGCAGUUUGCACCGAGACCACGCCAUCUUAUUCGUCAGAUAAAGUUCUGCUGACCCUGGGAACCCCACACACCGCCUGUCAAGCAUCUGCGCUUAGUUCUGGCAACUAUGAGAGACUCGCCACCACGUGGUUGGCUAUCGUUCACAUUAUUCUGUUAACGACAAUAGUCAAUUGAUUUUACGUUCUCCAUCGAAUCAGCCUUUACGAUUAUCGAGGCAUUUUCUAUUUUAACGUUCCAUAGUUUCUGAAGAGAGUUGGAAUUGGAUAAAAAUUCAUUAUUGUUAAUUUUUAAUAAGCUAUUGGAAUAAUGGAGAAAGAAUCCUUUACUUUGUUUGUGAGGUCCUUUCUCUGAACGUUUUUAAAAAGACGACGAAAGUUAGUCACUCGUUAAGAACGUACGUACCAGAACUGUUAUUUUUACAAAUGGGAUCAAGUUUAAUACCAAUGAUAUGUUUAUCCAUUUAUAACUGCUAUUUCCCUAAAAAAAUAAAGGAAACUGUUUCGAUAAAACUUUGUAUUAAACUGUAACAUAGAUCAGCUCGAUUUUGUAAUUAUAUUUCUACUAUGUGUAGUCCAUUUUAGGAUACUAAAUGUCGAAUUACCGCUAGAAAUAUCCAAGAAAAUUUUGGGAAUAAAAGUAUCAUUAAAACUAUCGAAGGAGCAAACAAGUUACCAAGAAUGGAUCGUGGAUAUUAGACACGUAUCCUGCAUAAUUAUUCUCGUCGGACUUGGAAAGAAAAUGAAAACAUAGACGAGCUUAAACUAAACAUAAUACGACCAAGUACGAACAACAAGUCGUGAUUUUUUAUGUAAAGUUACAAAAUAAAAGGACGAACUAGUUAACGCUA